This is a messenger RNA of Fusarium odoratissimum NRRL 54006, 2582 nucleotides long. RefSeq lists its product as uncharacterized. The record is from RefSeq and is a predicted model, not a curated record. Bases 306 to 2522 code for a protein of 738 amino acids. The transcript is spliced from 3 exons. Lineage: Eukaryota; Fungi; Ascomycota; Sordariomycetes; Hypocreales; Nectriaceae.
GCUACCUCUCCGUAUUCGUGCGGCCAAACAAUCUGCCUGGCGAAUCACCUUGGCGAGCAUGGGUACAGCCAUGUGGUCCGUUCGAUAUGACAGGCGGAUCGUGACAUGGGGUUAGCUUACAAUCGGUCAGACUCAUACAAUCCUUCUGUAGGACCCAAGAUUGGCAUUCACUGGGAACAUGUUACUUAUUAAAAUGCUAGCUUUCGCUGACUAGUCAGCUUACACUCAGCAUCUCAACUCUUUCUUCUCAUCUCAUUGAGACUGUGAGAUCUAGCAUCCGUUUGACACGGUAGUAAUAGCCCAUCAUGGUUAGAGUACCCAUCUUUCGCAGUCUCGUCACUGGCUCCAAGAGCACCAAUGACGAGAAGCCCGAGGUAACCUCCGAAAAGGAACAGGUUCAACCCAUCGGGACCAUCUCAGAUAAAGAUGCGAUUCUUCGUCUAGAGCCUGUACCAAACAGAAAAGGUCUCUUGAUCAAGAUCGAACCACCAAAAGAACCAUCCGUCAAGAUCCCCCAUGUCCCUUGCGAUAUUGUCCUUGUCAUUGAUGUCUCCGGAUCCAUGGUAUCUGCAGCGCCUGUCCCUGGAGAAAGCGAUGAGAGCAAUGGUUUAUCUGUUCUUGACCUCACAAAGCAUGCUGCACUCACCAUCAUCGAGUCGAUGAACGAAAACGAUCGUCUUGGUAUUGUCACCUUCGCUUCGAAGGCUAAGGUUCUUCAACCUCUUAUUCCUAUGAACAAAGAGAACAAAGCUCGAUCGCUGAAGAAUGUCAAGAGCAUGAAACCUCUUGAUGCUACCAACCUAUGGCAAGGCCUGCUUGACGGUAUCAAGCUGUUCAAUACUGGAGAGUCAUCUACCAAUGUCCCUGCCAUCAUGAUCCUCACCGACGGCAUGCCAAACCACAUGAACCCGGCAGCAGGCUUCGUCCCCAAGAUCCGCGCAAUGGGUCCCCUCCCAGCCUCAAUCCACACCUUCGGCUUCGGCUACAGUCUCCGCUCCGGCCUUCUCAAGUCCAUCGCCGAGAUUGGCGGCGGCAACUACGCCUUUAUCCCUGAUGCCGGUAUGAUCGGUACAGUAUUCGUCCACGCUGUCGCAAACCUCCAGAGCACAUUCGCAACUCGCGCUGUUCUCAAGCUCUCAUACACCAGGCCCUUGGAGUUAUACGAGACAACUGGGCCGUCCGUGGACCAGAUCGUCCCUGUGUUUGCCGAUGACUCGGAAGAUAGCCAGGUUGAGCUUACGAUAAACCUGGGGAAUCUGCAGUUUGGACAGUCUCGCGAUGUUUUUCUUAGCACUAAUGGUCUCAAGGAACUUGAGUUCCUGAAUGAAGAGAAUCCAACUCGCGCUCUUGUCGAUGCGCAUUUGACAUACGUCAAGCCUGGGGAUUGUCUCAAGAGUCGCAAGGUCCUUGAGUCAAUGCUGUCAAAAGACGCUGAUUUCAUUCCCGUGGCAAGUAACCAGCGAAGUAUUCUGGAGUACAGCGACCUACCUGCCUCUGAGAUCGCAUACCAUGAGUCGAGGUCUCUAAUCUGUAACUUCAUCUCGACCAUGUUUCCUAUUGGGGUAGAUGGUGAGCACGGCAUCACACGGGGUAUGAAGAAUAAGCGCGAAGACCUUCGAACUUGGAUCGAUACCCUUCCCGCCAAGAACUUUGACGACGUGAAGAACCAAUCUCUCAUGAAAGAUGUAUCAGCCGAUGAACCCCAAGGUCAAGUCUCCAUGGCUAUCGAAAGUAAAGAAUACUUCAACAGAUGGGGAUGUCAUUUCCUCCCAUCUCUCCUCAACGCCCAUACCCGCCAAGUCUGCAACUCUUUCAAAGACCCUGGCCCUCUUCAAUACAGCACUGAAAGCCCUCUAUUCAUCUCCUGCCGCGACGCACUUGACCAAAUCUUCGAUAAUCUCCCCGCCCCCGAACCUUCACGACACGUGCACGCUAGAGGCGGUCGUUCACGAGGUUCAUCCACAGGCAUCAGCAUGAGUUCAUACCGCAACUCCAGCGGCGUCUGCUUCGCAGGCUCCACAGUUGUCGCACUCGCUUCUGGCCGAACGGUGCAGAUCCGAAAACUUCGACGCGGCAUGAAAGUCCGUACACCUCGUGGUUCGCGCCGUGUCGCCAUGGUUCUCAAAACCCCCGUCGAGAGCGAGAUCCUGUGUCGCGUGGGCAAAGUUCUCGUCACACCGUGGCAUCCUGUGUCUUCCGACGGAAAACGCUGGGGCUUUCCCGCCAACGAAGCUGAUGGCGUUGUGAUGUAUACUGGAUGUAUUUACUCUGUUCUUCUGGAGCGCGAUGCUAGUUCUUCUGCGCAUGCUAUUCGCGUUGGAGAUAUGUGGGGUGUAACUCUGGGACACGGAUUGACUACGGGAUCUGAUGUUCGCGCUCAUACGUUCUUUGGGGACUAUAACGCUGUUGGUAAGGGUUUGUUGAGUCUUCCUCGCCGUGCACACGGGAUCGUCAUCGGUGGUGGUGUGGAGAGGGACGAGGAAACUGGUCUGGUCACCAGCUUCAGACAGCCCAACAAGUAAACGAUAAUCAGUAUUCGUAAAACAUCAAUAGAGACAAUCACUUUUCUCACGAUCAAACUG